Racocetra persica is the source of this 514-nucleotide messenger RNA. The record is from the annotation of a GenBank genome assembly. Lineage: Eukaryota; Fungi; Glomeromycota; Glomeromycetes; Diversisporales; Gigasporaceae.
GAAAAAAGUUUUUCAUAUUUGGGACCAUGCAUUGUCUUUUCUUUGACGAAGUGUCCAUUGUUGUCUUUAACAAUUCGUUUUCCAUUUGAUGUGGAUAAUGUGGAUGAUGAAAGUGAGGCAGACGAUGCGAAUGAUGAUGAUGCGGAUGACGAAAGUGAUGUAUAUGAUGCGGAUAAUGAAAGUGAUGUAUCUAUAUUAUGGCUAGUUGUAUCUUUCAAAACUGUACAAACUUUGCCAUUAGCCUUCAUAAAAAGAAAAAUUGAUAUGAGAAACCAUUUCUCAGAACGCGAAUGUGCACCUAGUUCGGCUACAUGCGGAGGUGCAGAGCCUACCCUUACCAAGGCGCAGUCAAUAAGGGGUCCUGGAAAAAAGCCACCAUUUUUCCUAUACAAUAGACCAACUUUACCUUCUUUUGGAGAAGCAUUUUUGCUCGAGUAUGAACUUCCUGCGAAGCUUUUGGUUCAUUACUUAUAUCUUACAACAUUUUGUAAAAUAUACGAUGGAUAUUUGCUUC